Messenger RNA from Chinchilla lanigera (long-tailed chinchilla), 2161 nucleotides. It is a transcript of the gene Arpp19, whose product is annotated as cAMP-regulated phosphoprotein, 19kDa. The transcript has 3 exons. Gene Ontology annotation, molecular function: protein phosphatase inhibitor activity. The coding region runs from base 26 to 619 and encodes 197 amino acids. Lineage: Eukaryota; Metazoa; Chordata; Mammalia; Rodentia; Chinchillidae. The record is from RefSeq and is a predicted model, not a curated record. Gene Ontology annotation, cellular component: cytoplasm.
GAUGUGAAGGAGCCUCUAGGCGGAAAUGAGGCUGUCCCGGGCGGAUGUGAGGCGAGCGCGCGCCGCGACCUUUGAAGGGAAGAGGAAGUGUUCGGCGUCUCGCGGCCCGAGGAAGGGUUGGCGAGGUGGGGGCGCGGCCGGGACCGCCGGGUCGCAGGGUCGCAGGGCCUGGAGUCACAGGCAGUGGCCACUUCCGAGGCGGCGGCCGGGCGCGGGGAGGGGUCGGCGACGGCCCCCGUCAUCUCGACUCCUCUGGCGACUCACCCGCAGAGGGAGCACGAUGUCCGCCGAGGUUCCGGAGGCGGCGUCCGCCGAGGAGCAGAAGGAAAUGGAAGAUAAAGUGACCAGUCCAGAGAAAGCGGAAGAAGCAAAACUAAAAGCAAGAUAUCCUCACCUGGGACAGAAGCCUGGAGGUUCUGAUUUUCUAAGGAAACGAUUGCAGAAAGGGCAAAAAUAUUUUGAUUCUGGGGAUUACAACAUGGCUAAGGCAAAGAUGAAGAACAAGCAACUGCCUACUGCAACCCCGGAUAAGACCGAGGUCACUGGUGACCACAUUCCCACUCCACAGGACCUUCCUCAGCGGAAACCAUCCCUUGUCACAAGCAAGCUGGCUGGCUGAUUAAAAGAGCUAAACUGCAUGGAUCUUCUAAUUCCCUUUGUUCCUCCUUAUCUGUUACUUACCCACUUUAUACUUUCUUUCAUUCACUAAGUCAUUUGAAACUGACAGCUUUGGAGGUAGCGGUAGGGCAUAGACUGUGUAGAAGUUCUGAGUAGUUUACCAGUGCACUGACCAGGAGGACACAUUGAGCAACACAAGUCAUCUACUUGAAAAUGGCUGUACAUAUCACCUAACCCCUAGUGUAGAGCUGGUUCCAACAAGUAACAAGCAAGUUCUACAAGUCUGUUUUUGCUUCUCCUUCCUUCACCUUAGUGCUAGCUUGUAUGUAAGUUCCAUUUAACAUAACCUGUAUUGUAUGAUUUCUUCUGAAUUUUCCUUUUGGAUUUUGUAAAACAAGUUUAAGAUUACAGGUUAGAAGAAAGGUCACAUAAUCAAACACGAAGAGGUGGGAACCCUGUAAGAUUGGCGUGAACUUGAAUGGCCUCAAACCUGUUUCAGCUUUACCAAUGGCAUUUCACUUGGGCAAUAUUUGCCCUUCCGGUGUGACUUCUGUGACUUCAGUGCUUACCAGCUGCCACUGAAGCCCGCAUUCUUCUCAGUUCUGUAGCGUCGGAACACUUUCCUUGUAAGAUGUGAAUGAAGUAUGCAUGUGCAUCGACUGUUGAAUUCACUUUUGUGCCAUUUUUGUAAAUAUAAUAGUUUUGCACAACCUUUCACAAAUGUCUGCAUUAAUUUCACCUAUGAGAAAGUAUAUAAUGUGCCAACCUGAAGCACAAAAGUUCCUACACAAAACUCUGUCAUUACAACUUUUGUGUAAUAAGAGCAGUUUGCAAGCUUGGGUUUAUAGAAUACCAAGUGGAAGUCUUUGCUCAGUCUGCUAUAGAAUUAAGCUUCAUUUGUUCCUCACAUCUGUUACAUUCAGUGGCCUUGUGCAGAUACGAUAUGUGGCUUAGGCAUAUCUUUGUCCUAUGCAGAACAUUUCCUUUUGACUUUUAUGAAAGUUGUAAUUCAUAUGAUUUACAUAAAUUUUUAAAAUGUAGCUACUUUUUACUUCCAUACCUCCUUUGGGGACACAACAUAAAAGGCUUUCAUACUCUGCCCUGCAUCCCUGCCCCACCCUGGCUUUUUCCUUUUUUCUCUGCUUCUCUGACUCACGGUAUUGGCUGUUGAGUACAUCUGAAAGCACCAGUGUCUCUAUUCUUACUCUCUAAACUUGCUGUGCUAAACACUGUUUUGUAACACAAUAAUAGUCUUUUCCUUCUAAUUUCUCAGUUGUUAAUUGAUCACUCAAUCCUGUGUUAUUUACUAACAUUUGACAGUAGUUUAAAUAAAUGGAACUUUAUAGUGAAACAGACAUGAGAAGACUGGCCCAGGGAUCUUUGUCAGGAUGAACUGGAUUCUGGUAAAUGAUUUGAAGGACUUAUGAUGAGCUUAGAGGAAUGUGACAAUUAGAGCAACUCACAUGAUAGGGAAAACUUGUAUUAAAAGUAUCCAGAUGUUAGUGUUACAGGUGCCACUUUAAUAAAUAUCAAUUUCAUUUUA